Tarenaya hassleriana is the source of this 1374-nucleotide messenger RNA. RefSeq lists its product as uncharacterized. NCBI's taxonomy places the organism in Eukaryota, Viridiplantae, Streptophyta, Magnoliopsida, Brassicales, Cleomaceae. Gene Ontology annotation, molecular function: nucleic acid binding; zinc ion binding. The coding region runs from base 1 to 1374 and encodes 457 amino acids. The record is from RefSeq and is a predicted model, not a curated record. The transcript has 2 exons.
AUGGCACCACGACGUGCUCAAUCGGCUACGGGAGACAACAGGGUUCCCAAUCAAGUUCCGCCACCGAGUGCGUGUGUGGAGGAGUUGAGGGACGAAUUCCGACGCUUCCAAGAGGUAGUGCUGCAACGCUUGGAGGCACUCACUCCACCUCCACCCCCAGCAGGAAAUCAUGGACCAAGGGGGGAGGAACUGCCUCCACCACCAACUGCACUACCGACAGCAGGUGACUACCUGCCUAUCAUCCGGGAGCUGCGAGCCAUGCAUACCCCGCGGUUCGAAGGAUUGUUGAACCCGAAUGCGGCAGAGGAAUGGCUUCUGCGCUUUAUGCAAGAUCUGGAAGAGGAGUUCGAGAGGAAAUACUACCGGCGGAAGGACGAAGAACGCCGCCUUUCUGAGUUCUUGUACCUACAACAGGGGAAUCGGACUGUGAGGGAGUACGAAGCUGAAUUCGUACGUCUGUUGAACUAUGCGGCACAUUUGGUACCCCGAGAGCACCCGAAGAUCCAAAAGUUCGUCACGGGACUGCGACCCUCACAUCGCUGGAGAGUCACGCUUCACGAGUUCUGGACCCUAGGUCAUUGCAUUGAGCAGCUGGAGAAGGCGGAGGAAGCAGAAAAGGAGGAGAGAGAUAGCAUGUUUCGUGACCGGAGUCCUCCCAAACGCCACCAUUACACACGUCGGGCGGGGAAGACCGGUCAAGCUGGUUCGAGCAGCCGAGUGCAAGACAAAGGCAAGACGCCAGCCGUUCAGGCACUACCUCCACCACCCCCAGGAGGACCGCUGAUCUGUUACCGAUGCGACCAGCCAGGACACAUUGCGAUACGAUGCCCUGCGAGGACAACGGGGCCACCGGCCCAGGCAGAUAGACCACCACGAUCUCUAGCAAGGACGGGAGCAGCCCCGAGAGUCUAUGCCCUCGGUACUGAACAGGAGAUCCCGGAGGAGGAGGAGGCUCAGCCUGAGGAAGCCGAGGUCGCCGCGAUUGCAUGUACUUUACAUCACUACGGGGUUGCCUGUUAUACGUUGUUUGAUACCGGGGCAACCCAUAGUUUCUUGGAUACAAGAGUAGCAGAGAGACUUGAAGGGGGAGAAAUAGAGCCAAUGAAGGAUUUCAUCGUACGCGUACCUUUUGGAGAGACGCUAACGGUGUGCGGAAUCCUACGAGAUGUACCUCUUGAGGUUUGCGGUCGCCUAUUGACCGCAGAUCUUAUUGUGGUACCCAUAAGAGGGUUCGACGUGAUAUUAGGCAUGGAUUGGCUGAUGAAAUAUCAAGCCUAUAUCGAUUGUCCCCAAAGGACAAUCUGGUUCGCGACCGACCUUGGAGGAUUCGAGUUUAGAGGCAGAGGAGCGCGAGCGACAAAUCCGAUGAUAUGA